Colletotrichum orchidophilum is the source of this 1422-nucleotide messenger RNA. RefSeq lists its product as uncharacterized. The record is from RefSeq and is a predicted model, not a curated record. The transcript is spliced from 2 exons. Bases 1 to 1422 code for a protein of 473 amino acids. Gene Ontology annotation, molecular function: zinc ion binding. Lineage: Eukaryota; Fungi; Ascomycota; Sordariomycetes; Glomerellales; Glomerellaceae.
AUGGCCAACGUGGGUCCUUCCCCGGCUGGACCCCAAGAUGGCGAACGCCGCUGCUUCAUCUGCCUCAUGGACGAGAACGAGGUGGGCGCCUCCGAGUCGGCCUGGGUCGACCCGUGCCCCUGCACCCUCGAAGGCCACCAGGACUGCAUGAUCCAGUGGGUCACGGAGCUGGAGCGCGAGGGCAAGGAGAUUCGCUGCCCGGUGUGCAAGGUGACCAUCAACAUCGACGAGCCGUACGACCCGGCGCUCGCGCUCAGCAACCAGAUCUACAAGUCGUUCAGCAGGGUCUCGCCGGGUCUGAUCCUCGGCGGGAUCGGCGCGGGCACAUGGGUCAGCUUGGCCAUGUAUGGCAACAUCGCAGUAAGGGUGUUUGCGGGUCCUGAGGCGACGUACCGCUUCUUCUUCAACGACAGAAACCCGAGAGGCGUGCCCAUGGUCAAUUGGAUCCAUGUCGCGAUCCUGCCGGCCAUUGCGCCGGCCCUGGUCCUGGGCUCGUCGUUCCCCAUUGUGGGCAACGUCUUCUUCAUGCCUGCGGCUGCGCUGUAUGGCGUCUUCCACAUGGCGAAAGACGACCAUUUCUUCUCCUGGCCUCCGUCCCCCCAACUCGCGGCAGCGAGCUUCCCGUACAUCAGAGCUGUAUAUAACAACCUCUGGCGCGAGUUCGUCUACCCGUACGAGAAGAAGUGGGAACGCAGAAUCGCCGGACUCCCCGAACCCGCGCCCCAAACGAACAACAGACCGAACGGUAACCGCCGCCGUCGGGGUAGGAACAAUGACGGCGCCAACGAAGCCGCGAGGAACGUCGGCCUCGUGGGAGGUAUACUUGAUGCGGCCAUCGACAUGCUGGAUAUUCCCGACGUGGAGAUGGAAGUUGAGCUCGAGGAAGUGGAUGUGGGACAGGAACACGACAUCGUCAACCUUGAGAUCCAUAUCGAGGAGAUUGACGAGGCGAACGCAGCGGAGCAGGAGAACGCCAUCGGGGACAUCGCCGUCGCCUUCCCCGGCCAGGUACCCCAACGCGGCGGAGCCCAGCAGGCAGCGGCAGCGCAGCAACCAGCAGCACAGCCGGCACCCGGAGCGCCGCGCCAACGCGGCAUCCAGGCCAGCCUCAAGGACGUCACAAACGCGAUUGUAAGCACGCUUCUGCUCCCAGUCUUCUCAGCAGCCAUGGGCGAGGCCAUCCGACUGGCGCUCCCCAAGCGUUGGACCUCGCCCGCGGGCACCUUUGGUCGAUUCAAGAUACGGACGGGGUUGCUCCAGGAGCAGUGGGGCCGGAAUCUCGUCGGGGGCUGCAUGUACGUUGUCAUCCGCGACGUCUUCCGGCUCUACACCAAGUACCGCCUGGCAAAGAACAAGCCCCUGCGCAAGAUUCGCAACGUGGACAGGCGGAGGAACCAGACCUCGUCUACCUCUUCCCAGUGA